CUCUUUUGCGAGAGGGUGUGGCUACUCCCUCCUUGGGUCUGGACAUGACACCGCUUAUUUAUGUUUUGCCAGGUGGUACCUACAUACAUACAUGAUAUACCCAAGCCAGUGGUAAUACGUUCUCAUGAGUAACUAAGGUAGAAAAGCCAUGUAAGGAACACAACCCUAAGUGUUAGAGAUGUUAUGAGGUUUAAGUUAGGAUGGGGGUGUCUGUUUUUCUGAGGGUAGAGGUCCCCCCCCCGACCUAUUCAGGAGCCUCGACAAUUUCAGUUAAUACCUAGACCGCCUCAGUUUCUUUUUCGUGCGUGGUGUGCACUCAGUCUCCCUCAGUUGCUCCCUCUCCCUCUCCCUCUCCCUCUCCCUCUCCCUCUCCCUCUCUGUAGUAGUGGAAUUAUGGCGCUGAAGCAACUCAGGCUUUCUCUGUGUCGACAGGAGAUCCCCCAAACACCUAUUCAUUGCGUCUUGUACGGGAGACGUGGAGUCCAUGCAGAUGGGGCAAUAUUGGGGAGCCUAUUAUCACGCUGCCCUUUUUCAGUACUAGUGUGCAGCGAGCUAAAACAAGAGGUGGACAAUGUCGCGGACAUAUUUCAACUGGAACCGAUGGAUAGUGGCGAACUCUGCAGGGUUGGGUCCUCAUCGGCGAAUGUUUUGGUGUUUGCCUAUCCACACUACACAGUAUGCAGUCGGGUAACACUCGCCCAGUUGCAGGACUUCAUGGUUUUUACAAAGGAGGAAAUGAACAUUCAGCCAUCUACCAUGGAUCUCGACAUAGCUCCUUUUUUGUAUGAUAAUGAAGAACUGCUAGCGAUGGGAAGUCCACCUAGCGAGCUGCAACAAGCAGUACGCACAAGAGUGCCACAAUUAAACGGCAGGUAUGCCUGGAUUAGAGAUCCGCUACGAAGCUGGAGCUGGACAGAGAAUAUAUGGAACACGAGACUACUCCACUGUGUCAAAGGGGCAGUGGAAAGUCGAGGAUUACAAAUAUGUGAUGCCUUCAAUUGGUCUCCUUCAAACUACCAGGACAACCUACUCUCUGUUUUCCCCGAACUUCAGCGUAAAGAAUUGCACAUAACUCCAUUCAUGGGAAGCACGGACCUACCCAUUCUGGGUAGGGAAGGUGUGGCCCUUAUUCACAUUAGUGAAGAGGCUGAAGCUAUCAGUCUUGAGAUCGGGUCAGUACUUUGCAUUGAAGAACUGAAACUAGAAACUGGUGAGCAAGUCAUAGUCCCAUCAAAACUAGGUGAACUCCUAGCGAGUACGUACCUGUUCGCCAGCCUACACCACCUGAACAGCAACUACCACAAUAUGGCACAUGACCCAGAGUGGCGGGCAUAUGGUCUUCUUGUCAUAAGAGGCUCCGGAAUAAUUGGAAUCAAAAUGAACCUGGACAAUACAAGAUGCAAGACAACAAUACUUUUUAAUAAGUGCUCUCUAAAGAACCUGAAAGAUUAUUUGGUGUACCUGAUACAAGCUGUACAGUGAUAUAUAUAUUCUGUCUGCUUAACCACAGCGCCAUUGUCUGCUUUGCACGUGCUGCUUCCUUGGUUCAAUUUCAAUAUUUCUUUCACGAGCUCCUUUUUUGUAUGACUGCUAGCGAUGGGAAGUCCACCUAGCGAGCUGCAACAAGCAGUACGCACAAGAGUGCCACAAUUAAACGGCAGGUAUGCCUGGAUUAGAGAUCCGCUACGAAGCUGGAGCUGGACAGAGAAUAUAUGGAACACGAGACUACUCCACUGUGCCAAAGGGGCAGUGGAAAGUCGAGGAUUACACCUUCAAUUGGUCUCCUUCAAACUACCAGGACAACCUACUCUCUGUUUUCACCGAACUUCAGCGUAAAGAACUGCACAUAACUCCAUUCAUGGGAAGCACGGACCUAGCCAUUCUGGGUAGGGAAGGCGUACACAAACAAAACUUAACGGAUGCGUGGAAGACGAGGAUGCUCAUAGCUUAACAAAAUGAAUGUCCUUCUUUAGCCCUAGCCCUACAAAUGCAUAUGUCUAUGUUAUGUAUGUACGUACAUGUAUGUGUGUAUAAACUCUACACGCCCUGCUAUCUCUGUCAUGAUGUGGUUCGAGAAGGUUCGAGAGGCUCUUGAACCACCCCAAACAAGUGCAUAAGCACCCUGCAAACCCUGUAUAGAUGUAUGUAGAGAAGGUUCCGUAGAGUCGAACCACUCUGAACUCAUGUGGUAUGGCGCAUUAUGUGUACCCCUUCACACCUUGAUGUUCCCCAUAAUACUCACUCUUUUGUGGGGAAAAGCCUUCCGGCACAACCAGCUACUUGUUUCUGCCAGCUUAUAUUUGUUUCUGCCAGUGAGAGUCAGCCAUGUGACUGCAAAUGCACCAGUCAACAGAUAACUGAGUAAACUGUGGUUUUUCGCUCUCUAUUUUGCCAAGGAGCAUAUGCUAGGGUA
Geodia barretti is the source of this 2413-nucleotide messenger RNA. The record is from the annotation of a GenBank genome assembly. Lineage: Eukaryota; Metazoa; Porifera; Demospongiae; Tetractinellida; Geodiidae.